AUGGAAGCAGCCGAUCCGAGAAUGGGAAGUUUGUUCGCUGAAGAAGAGAUGAGAAGUGUUUUGCUAUUAGGACUCGCUUGUUGCCACCCGAAUCCAAACCAAAGACCGUCCAUGAAAACGGUUUUAAAGGUCUUGACGGGUGAGUCUAGCCCACCUGAUGUGCCUACAGAGAGACCGGCUUUCGUAUGGCCAGCGAUGCCUACAUCGUUUAGUGACAUUGACUACUCUCUUACAGGGAGUCAGAUCAACUCACUCACCGAGCUAACUGGACGGUGA
Messenger RNA from Arabis nemorensis, 276 nucleotides. NCBI's taxonomy places the organism in Eukaryota, Viridiplantae, Streptophyta, Magnoliopsida, Brassicales, Brassicaceae. The record is from the annotation of a GenBank genome assembly.